This is a messenger RNA of Diorhabda sublineata, 752 nucleotides long. Its product is annotated as Kv channel-interacting protein 1-like. NCBI's taxonomy places the organism in Eukaryota, Metazoa, Arthropoda, Insecta, Coleoptera, Chrysomelidae. The coding region runs from base 1 to 720 and encodes 239 amino acids. The transcript has 7 exons. The record is from RefSeq and is a predicted model, not a curated record. Gene Ontology annotation, molecular function: calcium ion binding.
AUGAAGGCAGAUGAGAGGGCGAACAAGAAUCCACCAUCUAGCUGUUGGCUUACUGCACCACCUGAUUUAGCUCUAGCUGGUUCAGGUCCAGAUCCAAAGCAACGCUGUGCUGUCACAGUCGGUUCUUCAAACGAUGAAAAUGAAGAAUUUAGUUUCCACAUAGCUCGCUAUAGACCCGAAGAACUCCAUAAAUUAGCCUCGAAAACGAAAUUUACACGAAAAGAGAUUCAGUUAAUGUAUAGAGGGUUUAAACAGGAAUGUCCAACUGGAAUGGUUGAUGAAGAAUCAUUUAAACAGAUAUUUUCCCAGUUUUUUCCUUUAGGCGAUGCAACGAAUUAUGCACACUACGUGUUUAACACAAUGAAACAGAAGCAAACAGGAAAAAUAAGUUUUGAGGAUUUUCUCAACAUACUGUCUAAAGUUUCCAGAGGCAGCGUCAAUGAAAAAAUUCAGUGGGUAUUCAAUUUAUACGAUCUGAACGGAGACGGUCUCAUCAGUAAAAAUGAAAUGGUUGACGUAGUAUCCAGUAUAUAUGAAAUGUUAGGUAGGGCAACGCAACCUGCUGUAGAAGAUUCUUCCGCCAAAGAACAUGUAGAAAAAAUUUUUAAUAUGAUUGACACCAACAAAGAUGGAGUCAUAACGAUAGACGAAUUAAUACAGUGGUGUUCCAGGGACGAAAAUUUUCUUAGAUCUCUUGAAACAUUGGACACUGUAUUGUGAUUUUUAAAACUUUGAUCAUUCUAUUAUUUACU